AUGAGGGUCAAGCUUGAGCUCCUCAUGCCCCUGAUGGCGCAAUACAAAACACCCGCAUGGGCCACAUUGGUCGCCGGGUUCUUUGUGCUGCUUGCCCUUUCCCUCUCCAUGUACCUGAUAUUUGAGCAUCUAUCGGCAUACAACAACCCAGAGGAACAGAAAUUUGUUCUGGGUGUUAUUUUGAUGGUCCCUUGCUAUGCAAUUGAGUCGUAUGUUUCUUUGGUAGAUCCAAAUAUCACUGUUUACUGUGGCAUCUUGCGCGAGGGUUACGAAGCAUUAGCUAUGUACUGCUUUGGAAGAUAUAUCACUGCAUGUUUAGGUGGGGAAGAAAAAACGAUAGCCUUUUUGAAGAGGGAAGGCGGCUCAGAUUCUAGGCAACCCCUUUUGCAUCAUGCUUCCGAGAAAGGAAUUAUACACCAUCAUUUUCCCGUGAAUUAUAUUUUGAAACCCUGGCGAAUGGGGACGCGAUUUUACCAGAUUAUCAAAUUUGGAAUCUUCCAAUAUGUGAUUAUAAAGACACUCACAGCUAGCUUAUCUCUUUUUCUAGAAGCUUUUGGUGUAUAUUGUGAAGGUGAAUUCAAUUUACGAUGUGGAUACCCUUAUUUUGCUGCAAUCCUGAAUUUCAGUCAAUUUUGGGCCCUAUACUGUUUAGUAGAAUGGUACACAGCUACCAAGGACGAAUUGGCACAUAUAAAACCUCUGGCUAAGUUUCUUUCGUUCAAGUCAAUAGUAUUCUUGACUUGGUGGCAAGGGGUGGUGAUUGCAAUAAUGUAUUCUUUGGGCCUGCUUAGAAGUCCUUUAGCCCAGAGCUUGCAGUUAAAAUCAAGUAUUCAAGAUUUUAUUAUCUGCAUAGAGUAUCUGAUAGCAUCGUGUCUUCCUCCAGCACAGAUGGGCAUUGCGUCAGCUGUUCACCUCUAUGUGUUCCCUGCUAAACCCUAUGAGCUCUUAGUUAACCAGUCACCUGGAAACAUUUCAGUCCUUGGAGAUUACGCAUCCUCUGACCCUAUAGAUCCUGAAGAAGUCAAGGAGAGUAACCGGCCGAGCAAAAUGAAGCUUCCACAGUUCGAACCGGAUGAGAGAAGUGCAACAAACAUAAAAGAGAGUGUUCGCGACUUUGUGGUUGGCAGUGGGGAAUAUGUGAUCCAGGAUUUUAAGUUUACUGUUAACCAAGCAGUGCGGCCGGUGGAGAAGCGGUUUGAUAAACUGCUGAAAAAGAAAGACAAGUAUAAGAACACCCAGGAUGACAACUGGGUGAGUGCAGCAUCGCCAGAGAGACCGGUUCGUGGCAUCGAUGAUCCGCUAUUAAGCGGGAGCACAAGUGACAGCGGGGUCUUGAAGGGCAAAAAGCAACGUAGAGUUGUCAGCACAGUUGCUACCGCGGAUAGUUGGGGAGGUGGUGAUAAGACGCCUGAUGGCUACGAGAUAAGGGGCCGCCGCUGGGCAGUGAAGAAUUGA
Messenger RNA from Triticum turgidum subsp. durum (durum wheat), 1455 nucleotides. Lineage: Eukaryota; Viridiplantae; Streptophyta; Magnoliopsida; Poales; Poaceae. The record is from the annotation of a GenBank genome assembly.